Messenger RNA from Lycium ferocissimum, 948 nucleotides. Its product is annotated as CASP-like protein 2A1. The record is from RefSeq and is a predicted model, not a curated record. NCBI's taxonomy places the organism in Eukaryota, Viridiplantae, Streptophyta, Magnoliopsida, Solanales, Solanaceae. The transcript is spliced from 3 exons. Bases 116 to 715 code for a protein of 199 amino acids.
GGCUACCUAUCAUUCACAUAUCCUCCCCCUCAACUUUCUUCAUUACCACAAAUCAUUUGUACUUUGAGAAAAAAAGCAAGAGGAGGAGAUUUAUAAUAUAUUUUCAUAUUCUAAAAUGAAAAGUGCUAAUACGGCUGGAAGCACUCCAGUAAGAAAUAGAGAAAUGGAAGAUGAAAAUGAAAGUAGUGGCAGCAUGCGAACGGUUGAGACUAUGCUGCGUUUGUUGCCUAUGGGGCUUUGUGUUGUGGCUCUUGUUAUAAUGCUCAAGAACUCACAAACUACUGAGUAUGGUUCACUUUCCUACUCUGACCUUGGAACCUUCAGGUAUUUAGUACAUGCAAAUGGUGUUUGUGCAGGCUAUUCUCUUCUAUCAGCAAUAGUGGCAGCCGUACCUCGCCCUAUAACCAUGUCUAGAGCCUGGACUUUCUUCCUCCUUGAUCAGAUACUGACAUAUGUAAUACUGGCUGCUGGAGCUGUGUCAACGGAGGUGGUGUAUCUGGCAUAUAAAGGCGACACAGCGGUUACAUGGAGCGAAUCAUGUGUUUCAUUUGGAGGUUUUUGCCACAAAGCCACAGCAUCUGUGUCCAUCACUUUCAUAGUAAGCCUUUGCUAUGCAGGGCUUUCACUGCUCUCGUCUUAUCGGCUUUUCAGCAAAUAUGAUGCACCAGUUGGGUUCUAUAACAACAAGGGGGGAAUUGAGAUUGCUAACUACUGAGAUUUUGAUAUUGAUCCAUGGUCAGGACAUCUGCAUAUCCCUCUUAGUUUUUAGCUCAGUAACGCACUAGUUUUUGGUUCCUAUUUGGUUCCUACCAUCUCAUGUACACGGCUAAUACUAAUAAAAUAGGCGAUUAGGUAUAAUGAAUGAUGUUGCUUCACUUUUUUUUUUUUUCAUGAAAAGGUUGUUGUUUCACUUGAAUAUUAUCUGGUAAAUUUGUGACCUUCAAAUCA